This is a messenger RNA of Podarcis raffonei (Aeolian wall lizard), 3065 nucleotides long. RefSeq names its product LIM domain binding 2 (gene LDB2). Gene Ontology annotation, molecular function: LIM domain binding. Gene Ontology annotation, biological process: positive regulation of transcription by RNA polymerase II; nervous system development; negative regulation of transcription by RNA polymerase II. Bases 98 to 1225 code for a protein of 375 amino acids. Gene Ontology annotation, cellular component: nucleus; transcription regulator complex. The record is from RefSeq and is a predicted model, not a curated record. The transcript is spliced from 8 exons. Lineage: Eukaryota; Metazoa; Chordata; Lepidosauria; Squamata; Lacertidae.
GCCCGCCCCGCGCAGCCCAUGUGCUCGGCGCGGCUGUGGGCUGCUGCCGCCGCCGCCUCCCGCGCGCCCUGAGCCUCGCCGGCGAGCGGCGGCCAAGAUGUCGAGCGCGGCGCCGCACGACCCCUUCUAUUCUUCGCCCUUCGGCCCCUUCUACCGGAGGCACACGCCGUACAUGGUGCAGCCCGAGUACCGGAUCUAUGAGAUGAACAAGAGGCUGCAGACUCGCACCGAGGACAGUGACAACCUCUGGUGGGAUGCCUUUGCAACGGAGUUUUUUGAAGAUGAUGCAACCUUAACUCUUUCAUUUUGUUUGGAAGACGGACCAAAGCGAUACACCAUUGGAAGGACCCUCAUCCCUCGUUAUUUUAGCACUGUCUUUGAAGGAGGUGUGACAGACCUGUAUUACAUCCUAAAGCACUCAAAAGAAUCAUACCACAACUCCUCCAUCACAGUGGACUGUGAUCAAUGCACCAUGGUCACUCAACAUGGAAAACCAAUGUUUACAAAGGUGUGCACAGAAGGACGUCUUAUCUUGGAAUUUACAUUUGAUGACCUUAUGAGAAUAAAAACCUGGCACUUUACAAUUAGACAAUACAGAGAGUUAGUCCCUCGCAGUAUUUUAGCCAUGCAUGCACAAGACCCUCAGGUGCUGGAACAGCUGUCCAAAAACAUCACCCGCAUGGGUCUCACUAACUUCACCCUCAACUACCUCAGGUUGUGUGUAAUAUUGGAGCCAAUGCAAGAAUUGAUGUCAAGGCAUAAAACCUAUAAUUUAAGCCCUCGAGAUUGCCUGAAAACAUGCUUGUUUCAGAAAUGGCAGAGGAUGGUGGCACCUCCAGCAGAACCUACAAGGCAGCCAGCAACCAAACGGAGGAAAAGGAAAAACUCCACCAGCAGCACGUCCAAUAGCAGCGCCGGGAACAACGCCAACAGCACCAACAGCAAGAAAAAGGCGGCGGCAGCUGCAAACCUGAGUCUUUCAAGUCAGGUACCUGAUGUGAUGGUAGUCGGGGAGCCAACGUUAAUGGGGGGAGAAUUUGGCGACGAAGACGAGCGACUCAUCACAAGGCUAGAGAACACGCAGUAUGAUGCGGCAAAUGGCAUGGACGAUGACGAAGAUUUCAACAAUUCGCCUGCGCUGGGGAACAACAGCCCGUGGAACAGUAAACCUCCUGCAAACCAAGAAACCAAGCCUGAGAACCCAACACCUCAGGCAUCUCAAUAAGUUGCCUGAAGCAAGUCACCAUUACUAUAUCGCAGCAUCCUUUAUGACGACAAUAACUCCCAGUUUUCAACAGACGUAGAACCUAUUUCUAAAUGUGUACAGCUCUCUCUCUCUUUUUUUAAGUUAGGAAAAUAAUUUAUAAGCUUCCAGAUAGGAACCUUGGAAGCUCUUGCACAUGACAUGAUACUGACACUGACCUCAGUGAAAAGAACUGAAUAUGUAAGUAGCACCUCAUGAACAUUGAUUAAUACUCACAUUUCAGUGGAAGAUUCUUCCCUACUAUGACUCCCCUCCUUUAUCCUUUAAAGGCCAUAUCUAACAGAAGACCAUUAGUGCUCAGGAUCUAUUGGCCGUUUUAAAAACAUGGUGAACAAAAUACAUCCUCUUUUCCAACUUGCUCCUGAGGAGGUGUGUGUGUGUGUGUGUGUGUGUGUGUGUGUGUGUGUACCUUGGAUCUCAAAUGCCUUGGCUCUCAAACAAAUCAGCUCCCAAACAAUCGAAACCAGGAAAUGAGUGUUCCGGUUUUCAAACGAUUUUUGGAAGCCAAAUGUCCGGUGCAGGUUCCCACGGCUUCCGAUUGGCUGCAGGACACUCCUGCAGCCAAUCAGAAGUUGCACCUUGGUUAUUGAAUGGUUCCGGGAGUCGAAUGUACCUCCCGGAACGCAUUCUGUUUGAGAACCAAAGUGUGUGUGUGUGUGUGUGUGUGUGUGUGUGUACACACACGUGCAGUUUCCUUCCCAGGUUAGCCAUUUUAAAGGGAGGAAACAAGAUAGGAUGGAAUUUCGUUAAGCAGAAAAGCUGUGCCCUAAUAGGUUUUGUGUUUAAGACCAUGAGAACAGUGUCCAUGAGAACAGUGAUUCUGCCUCUUAAAAAUACGUCCCAUAAAAUGUACAAAUAUGAGCUUCCUGCAGUAUCAGUGUUACAAAUCCAAUCGCCCACACAUUGCUUGUUACAAAGUACAAUUCGUGAAAUUAAAAAUUAUAAGGCCAGCAAUAUUGACUGAUCGGAAGGAAAUUUAAUCUGAUCCAGACUUGGUUCUGAUCCAAAGAAAAUUGAAAUCCCACGGAGGAGCUGUUCGGCAAACAGCAUCCUUUAGACAAAGAUAAUGGGUGAGAUUUUAGAUUUCUGUUGUGGGCUACAUGCAUGAAAAUCUGGCUGACGGAUGGUGAAGAGGAGGCAGCUAGGGAUAUAAUGGAGUAUUGCUCUUACCCAGAUUAGGGCCUGUGGUGCUUUAGUGGUCCCUGAAGAAUUAACUUCUUAAUUGUUUCCUGGCACAAAUUGAGGCUCUCUCUGCCCUUGUUUCUUCCCCUCGUUGGUGCUGCCCUUUUUUAUCCUAGCAAUUUUAAAAGCCCUCUGCUUUACGUUUGCAAGUGAUUACAAAAGCACCAAGACAGCUAAAAAUGUAGUUUUGUUUCAUCAAAGACCGGGCCGGGGGGGGGGGGGGCAAUUGUGUGGAGAAAGACACCCAUUCUAUAUGAGAGUUUAUGCUUUGUAAAAUUGCUGUGGAACUGAAUUUUGAAAGCCAUGUAAUCCAUUAAUUUUGUGAGCAGUUUAAACAAAGACUAUUUUUUGUGUUUUUAUUAUAUCUUAAGUUUAUUUUGUUGUUCUUUCAUGCGAUAUUUCUUGUAUAAUACUUUUGUAAAGCCCUCCAAACUAAUUUUUGAUUCCAGUAUAUUUAUGUAAAACUUUAUAAAAUAAACUAAUUUUUUUUCAUUUACAUAUUAAUAUGUUCAAUUCAUCAUGUAAAAAAAAAAAUACAGCGAGUCAGUGUGUUAUACGAUACAACUGUAUUUUAUGUAUGCUUUGCCAAUAUGUGUGCCAAUAAACUGUGUUAACAGAA